Messenger RNA from Hevea brasiliensis (rubber tree), 1393 nucleotides. RefSeq lists its product as uncharacterized. Lineage: Eukaryota; Viridiplantae; Streptophyta; Magnoliopsida; Malpighiales; Euphorbiaceae. The record is from RefSeq and is a predicted model, not a curated record. The transcript has 2 exons. The coding region runs from base 1 to 639 and encodes 212 amino acids.
AUGAGUACUACUUUGGUUUGUGUUAAACGAGUAAAGCAAGAGGCGCCUGAAGAAUGGAAUGAGAGCAUGCCAUUGCCAGGAGACAUCAUUGAAGGGUUUGCUGAAGAUGAUGCCGACAAGUCAUUUGUGCAGGCUAAAGCCAGGUCAGAGCUCAGUUCACAGCUUGGAAAGAUUAGCCAAAGCAUUGAUCCAAUAUGGCUGAAGGUUAGAAGAGGCGAUAAGACACUUAAGUUCCGUGUCAAUGUUGUGCUAGAGAGGAGUUCAUUCCUACAGAGAAGGUUCUCCUUUAAAGCAGUUGACGAUGAUAGGCAUGUUGCAGUGUUAGGGGACUUGACCUCAGAACAAUGCAGCGAGCUGCAGGAAAUGAGCAGGAGGGUGAUGAAUGUGGCGAGCGGAUCAUACAGCAAGAAGGGAGCGAAGUAUAACUGGAAGAUGAAAACGGAUAACUAUCUACCAGACAAACAAACCAGCGUUAUUAAUUCCAUCCUAUUCCUGCCUUUGCAAGGUGACUAUUGCAUUGAAACCACCACAGCUAGGUGCAUGACCUGGUUUUCAGCAGCAGUUUCUUCGGGGAUUCCUCUUGUCUUUGUCAAUAUUCAAACAGAACAGACGAUAACCUCGGUAUCAUUCUUUCCCUAAAAGGGCCACAAUAAUCUCUUUUUCCUUGCUUGCGCAACUACUUAUAUAUUGCUACUGACAGGAUUUCGAAGCAUUUGCUUCAGAUGAUUUUUGUUCCACAUUAAUUACAUGUAUGCAUAAGGUAUAAAAUUCAUAGCAAACAUUGAUACCUUCUUAAUUAUUGAAGGAAAAAACUCAGCUUACAGCGAAGGAAUCAAUUUGGGGUGGGCAACAAAGCCAUGAUGCAACAAUCCAAAUAAUGCAAGGCAUAAGACUAUGGUUUUUACCUGGAGUUGCAGAAGUUGCACUUAAAAUGACGUUGGAACCGGGAGAGAUGCGUUUUGGAAUGGACAUUAAACGAACAGAUGAGGUAGCAAUAUAAUUGUAAUCUGGAAACCUUAAUUUCCUUGUGCCUUGUAAAGAUGAACAAAUAUGAUUGUUGUUAAUCUCCAGUCUCAUCAUCAACAGGGCUUUAUCUGUGUCUAUUCAGUGGCAAAAGAUUCAGCAGCUGAUCGUGCUGGAAUUCGGGAUCUGUAUAAGGAGGGAAACAAAACAGAUCACUUACUGGUAAUCUCUCGAUUAGAAGGCAAGACCUUAAUGCCUUCCAGUGUCUGCUCCACAGGCCUCAUACACUGUUGUGAUCACGAUGAAAUUAAAGAGACUCUUGCUUCAGCCAUUGAGCAAAAGGAUUCAAUCCAAGUCCACUUCAUGUCCUGGCCUAACCAAACUAUUCCCCGUAUCACUAAAGCUGUAGGUGUUGGAGCCCUCCAGCCUC